AUGCCUCGUCGCAGCUCCGGAGGAAGAUCUACUUUUCGCCCUCGUCCUGCAGCCGCACGUAGCCCACCUCCACAAACUGUGAAUCGUGCUCCUCCUCCAGCAACAGCUCAGACCAAUGGCGGUGGUUCUAUGUUUGGGAGUCUCGGCUCAACCAUAGCUGAUGGUAUGGCUUUUGGUACCGGAAGUGCAAUUGCACACAGGGCUGUGGAUGCUGUGAUGGGACCAAGAACCAUUAAGCACGAGACCGUAGCUGCUGCUGGUUCUGAGGCUGUCACUGCUGCUACUCCUGUGGGUUCUGGUGGCUCUUGUGAGAUUCAGUCCAAGGCUUUCCAAGACUGUGUCAACAAUUUCGGAAGCGACAUCAGCAAGUGCCAGUUCUACAUGGACAUGUUGUCUGAGUGCAGGAAGAACUCUGGUUCGAUGAUGGCUGCUUAA
Molecule: messenger RNA, 435 nt
Organism: Microthlaspi erraticum
Lineage: Eukaryota; Viridiplantae; Streptophyta; Magnoliopsida; Brassicales; Brassicaceae
Source: the annotation of a GenBank genome assembly